Molecule: messenger RNA, 2210 nt
Organism: Patella vulgata (common limpet)
Lineage: Eukaryota; Metazoa; Mollusca; Gastropoda; Patellidae
Product: tRNA (adenine(58)-N(1))-methyltransferase non-catalytic subunit TRM6
Exons: 12
Coding region: 87-1424 (445 amino acids)
Biological process (GO): tRNA methylation
Cellular component (GO): tRNA (m1A) methyltransferase complex; nucleus
Source: RefSeq, a predicted model, not a curated record
AUAGAUUUUAUCUCUCCAUGCUUUCUGAAGUUUGUAAACAAUCUCUGGAUUAUUUUCAGAAAAUCCUUCAAAUUAAAUAAAUAAACAUGACUGAAAAUGUAAUAAAAGAAGGAACCCGAAUCAUUCUACAGAAAGGUGAUGACUACAAAUCAUGUAUUGUCCAGAAAGACAGUUUAAUAAGAAUGGCUAAAGUUCGAUUUAAUUUGAGUGGUUUGAUUGGGACAAAAUUUGGAACUUUGUUAAAAAUAGAAAAUGAAAAUUUAGUUGUACAUUCUGAGGGACAAACAGAAAUCCAGCCUAUGGACAUACAAGGCUGUAGUACAGAUAGAAGUAAUAAAGAAUUAGUGGAAUCAGACGAAAAUCAAAAGAUUAAACAAGAAGAAAUACAACAGAUGAAAGAUUCAGGCAUGAAAGGGGAGCAAAUAGUAGACAAAUUGGUAGAAAACAGUCAAACAUUUCAAAAUAAAACAGAAUUCUCGCAAGACAAAUAUAUCAAGAAGAAAAAACAAAAACACAUUCUGUUGGUUCGUGUUUUAAAACCUACAACACGAUUAGUGUUUAAUCUGUUUUACAAUCGAAACCCUGCUGAUAUUGGGUAUAUGAGAGUAGACACGUAUUCACAGAUUUUAUCAUUUGCUAAUUUAAUACCUGGUAGUAAUAUUGGUAUUAUUGAUACAUAUAGAGGUUUAUUGGUGGCUGCUGCUUUAGAAUUAUUAGGAGGUACCGGUAGUGUAAUACAGUUAAUACCAGAUAAUAUAUUUCUCAAAGAUUGUUUAAAAUAUUAUAAUUUAUCAGAAGAAUCAUUAGAGACUCAUUAUCAUUAUAAUAUUGAAAAUCUAGCUACAUUAGAAGCUGAAAUUAAUAAAGAUGAUACGUUAGAUCCCAUGGGUAGCUCGGCUACAACUUCAACAAACGUUGCUGAUAUGGAGUGUGAAUCAUCAGAUAAUUUAGUCAUAGAUGAUAACCAAUCAGCAAAUGGUAACGAUGCAACCAAACCUGAGACAGAAAUUAACAACAGAAAACGUAAACGAGUAGAAAGACAGAAAAAGACACCCGAAGAACUGGAAGCUGAAAGAGCACAGCGUGUCAAGAAUUCUAUAAAAAGAAAAAAAGCUCAAAAGAUUUUACUAGAUAAAGAUUUAGAUGGAUUAAUUAUUUCUAGUAAAUUUCAUCCAACACCGUUAUUAAUGAGGAUGCUAGAGUUUAUUAAUCCUUCUAGACCUGUUGUUAUUUAUUCACAACAUCAAGAGCCAUUGAUAGAUUGUUACAUGAAAGUGAAAGGAUCAGGAAAGGGAGUUAAUCUACAACUAACAGAAACAUGGUACCGAGAAUAUCAGGUUUUACCACAAAGAACUCAUCCUGCUGUUAGAAUGACUGGUAAUGGUGGAUAUCUUCUAACUUUUACAACUGCUGAUGCAUCUUGAUAUAAAUAACAUCCAAAUACUAUCAUCAUCAUCACACUUAUGUACAAUCAUAAUAUUCAGUCUAUUUUGAAAAACCUUUAUUUAACUAUCUGUGAGAAACAGUAUUGUAUAUUUAAGGAACUAAUCCCAUUUUAUGUUAAUCUACAUGCAAUAAAAAUAAGUUGGAAAAGAACCUAACAAAUACGAAAAAGCAGACAAUAUGGUUGGCAAUUGUCCUGUCGGCAGAUGUACUUGCAGGAAGUUGUCUGCCGGUUAUUGUCCUGCUCCCUGGUCUACUAGUAAGCGGGAUGGAUAUUGAAAUGGCUUUCCAUCUGUCUUCUCUUCCAUCCUGGGUAUUGUUUCCAGAGCAUUUAUUUGGGGAAUUAACUUAACAUCCCACUAUCAUCAUUCUGUAAAUUUAUAUCUUGGAAAAACUGUUCAAUUCUAAUGGUCAAAACAGAAGGAGCUACCAAAUUUAUUGUAGGAUGGAUUAAGAAAAACAUGCAUCAUGGCACUAGUUAUGUUGAUUACAGAAUAUUCAUUAUUGGGUUAAUAGAUUACAAUUGUGUAAAAUAAACACAAAACUGGUAUUCAAUUAAAGACACAUCAAUCUCAAUUUCGACAAUAAAUAUCUGUGGAAAAAAGGUUGAUUAGAAUCUGUGGUAUCAUUUGUUUCAUUUACAGGAAUUGAAAUAUUUUCUUACAGAUAAAAAAUGAAAUAUAUGACUGUAUUUAUAUGAUUAGGCUUUGAAAUAAUCAUUUGUUGUAUUUUGUUAUUCAUUGUUUGUAAUUAAAGUAUGAUUUGUC